Dibothriocephalus latus is the source of this 243-nucleotide messenger RNA. Lineage: Eukaryota; Metazoa; Platyhelminthes; Cestoda; Diphyllobothriidea; Diphyllobothriidae. The record is from the annotation of a GenBank genome assembly.
AUGUACUUUUACGCACGACUUUGGGCAUUGACCUACGGCACUUCCGGUCAAAAUCACUCCACCCAGCGCGUCAUCGCGCGAUUCGACUUCGAGGCCAGUGAGGCAGAGGAGCUGUCCUUCCGGCGUGGGGACGUGAUCGAGGUGCUGGGUCGUGAGGACGAGAACUGGUGGCACGGUCGUCUCACCAGGUCUGACAAGACUGGUCUCUUCCCGGCCAACUACGUGGACAUCAUACCGCCCUUG